CUUUAGGUAAAACUGCAAGACCUAUAGCUUAUAAUACAUUACUUUGCAUUUCUAUUUAUUUUCUGCCCUGCAUGUUGUAAUAGUUAUGUCUCAGAGUAGUGACUAUGAAGCCUCUUAUUGAUGCUUAAGGUGAAAAGAACAGUAUAUGCUUAUCUUGUCAUUUGAAGUUGCAUUUUGCACAUGAUUUGUUGCCAAGUGCACAGGAUGCCAGAUUUGUAUGAUUUAGUGUGUUAUUUUGUGCACGACAUUACAAUGGAAUAAGUACAUCGGUAGGAAUAAUGUGUCAAGGGGAUGGAUCCUACUCCCAUUAUCUAUCUCAAAUGGACCAUCACCACCGUCGAUCUCGUUGGUGAGUCCCCACUCGUCCAUUUCUGAUUUCCCACGUAAACUACCAAACAAACGCGAUGGCAUUGGCACGCAUGCAGUUCGCCAACUAUUCUCUCUCGGAUCUAGAUUUGUUGCGCGGAUCCGGUCCAUCUACAUGGUCGGACCCACUUUAGAUCGGUCGGUCCUGUAUCGGUGUACGGCCGAUGCCCGAGAAUUACGAAUGGUGAGUGAAACUGGACUUGGGGCGGAUCCUCUCCCAUUACCCACCCCACCUGGUUCGAUCUGCCAUUGACGGACGCUUCGAGACACGAACGUCCCUCUAUUACUCCAACCUCUCUUGAUCCCCUCAGCCUCAUCACUGACGAGAACUCGACCCCUCGACAUGGCUCUCGCCCAAUCCAACCUCCUCCGAAACUCCGCAACCCUCUAUUUUCCCAGUCCCUCCCUGCAUUCCGCCUCUCGCCGCCCCAGGUCUGUUCGUCGCCUCGCGAUCCGGGGCUCCGCCGUCACCCAACCUCCGACGGCAGCCGCCACGGCCUCCCGGGAGUCCGCCGUCAGGUCGAUCAGGGCCCGCCAGAUCGUCGACAGCAGGGGAAACCCCACCGUCGAGGUCGACCUCGUCACCGACGGCGGCCUCUUCCGCUCCGCCGUCCCCAGCGGCGCCUCCACCGGGAUCUACGAGGCCCUAGAGCUGAGGGACGGCGACAAGAAGGUAUUCGGCGGCAAGGGAGUGCUCCAAGCCGUCAGGAACAUCAAUGAGAUACUCGGGCCAAAACUCGUCGGUGUCGAUGUCAGAAAUCAAGCUGAUGUGGAUGCAAUUAUGCUCGAUGUUGAUGGAACACCUAAUAAGUCGAAAUUAGGUGCCAAUGCCAUCCUUGGAGUCUCUCUUAGUGUUUGCCGGGCUGGUGCCGGAGCAAAAGGGAUUCCUUUGUACAAGCAUAUCCAGGAACUAUCAGGAACGAAGGAGCUCAUUAUGCCAGUUCCUGCUUUCAAUGUGAUUAAUGGGGGCAGCCAUGCCGGCAAUAAUCUGGCGAUGCAAGAGUUCAUGAUAUUGCCUGUGGGUGCUUCUUCAUUUGCAGAGGCUCUCCGUAUGGGCAGUGAAGUGUAUCACACUCUUAAGGGUAUAAUCAAGGCAAAAUAUGGGCAAGAUGCAUGUAAUGUGGGAGAUGAAGGUGGCUUUGCUCCAAAUGUUCAAGACAAUAAGGAAGGGCUGGUCUUGCUUAUGGAUGCUAUUGAAAAGGCUGGUUAUACAGGAAAGAUCGAGAUUGGGAUGGAUGUCGCUGCGUCUGAGUUUUUCUUGGAUGGCAGAUAUGAUCUAAAUUUUAAGAAGCAACCAAAUGAUGGAGCUUACGUUUACACUGCUCAAAGCCUUUGUGAAUUAUAUAGAGAAUUUGUUAGAGACUUCCCUAUUGUGUCCAUUGAAGAUCCCUUUGACCAAGAUGAUUGGUCCUCGUGGGCAUCACUACUGUCUUCAGUUGAUAUACAACUUGUUGGGGAUGAUUUGUUGGUCACAAAUCCAAAGAGAAUUGCCAAGGCUAUUCAGAAGAAGGCAUGCAAUGGUUUGCUAUUAAAAGUUAACCAGAUUGGCACUGUUACUGAAUCCAUUAAAGCUGCUCUGGAUUCAAAAGCUGCUGGCUGGGGGCUAAUGGUUAGCCAUCGCAGUGGUGAGACAGAAGACAAUUUUAUUGCAGAUUUGUCUGUUGGGCUGGCCAGUGGACAGAUCAAAACAGGGGCACCUUGUCGAAGUGAGCGCCUAGCCAAAUAUAAUCAGCUUUUCCGCAUCGAAGAGGAGCUUGGAGACGUCCGGUAUGCCGGUCAGGCUUUCAGAUCUCCCUAGAGAAAAAUUUGUUAAGAGCUUGUAUUUGAUCCGAAAUAAUGUGCUAGAUAUAAGUCAAAUGAAGUUGGGGAGUUUUGUUGUACUAAGAGGUCUCACAGAAUCUGUAGAUGUGAAGCAGCCUAGACGCACUUUGAUAGGAGCAUCUGUUGCAUUUGUGUUUCAACAGUGUAAUUUCUUCUCCAAGCAAAUUAGAUGAUAUUGGACUUCA
Molecule: messenger RNA, 2372 nt
Organism: Musa acuminata AAA Group (dessert banana)
Lineage: Eukaryota; Viridiplantae; Streptophyta; Magnoliopsida; Zingiberales; Musaceae
Product: enolase 1, chloroplastic-like
Exons: 7
Coding region: 710-2164 (484 amino acids)
Biological process (GO): glycolytic process
Cellular component (GO): phosphopyruvate hydratase complex
Molecular function (GO): magnesium ion binding; phosphopyruvate hydratase activity
Source: RefSeq, a predicted model, not a curated record